Molecule: messenger RNA, 1251 nt
Organism: Tripterygium wilfordii
Lineage: Eukaryota; Viridiplantae; Streptophyta; Magnoliopsida; Celastrales; Celastraceae
Product: adenylylsulfatase HINT3
Exons: 7
Coding region: 239-766 (175 amino acids)
Biological process (GO): purine ribonucleotide metabolic process; sulfur compound metabolic process
Molecular function (GO): adenylylsulfatase activity
Source: RefSeq, a predicted model, not a curated record
GGACACGUUGUCGUAUUGAACCUUACAAAUGGAUAAGGAAUUCAACAACCGGCAGGCACACAGAAGCGUUCCUCGAUAGCACAAAUUCUUUUUGUCUUCCACAGUUCCAAAAUUCUUCCAAAACCCAUAACUCUCUCUCGUCGCUAUCUCUCUCUGUGAACAGAUAUGUUGGUGGUACUCUCUGUGGCGCCGUCUAUUCUAUUUCUAGGCCGGAAAAUAGAUACUGAUUUCGCUUGACAUGGAGACACGGAGGCUCGCGAUUCUCUGCUCCCAUCUCUGUCCCAUCGCCUCGGGUUCGCGCCAGACACAAGCAUCGAUCUCGAUUCGCUGUUCUGCUUCGGACGAUCAACCUAGUUCUCGUGAUGCUACGAAUGGGAAUCAACCGCGGAAUUGCGUUUUCUGCAAAAUUGUUCGCGGUGAUUCCCCAGCUCAUAAGCUUUAUGAAGACGAUAUGUGCUUGUGUAUAUUGGAUACAAAACCGCUGAUUCAUGGGCACUCUCUUGUUAUACCUAAGUCUCAUUUUUGUUCAUUGGAAGCAACUCCUCCAUCUAUGCCAUUAGUUUAUAUUGCGCAGGUGGUGGCAGCAAUGUGUUCAAAAGUGCCAUUUAUAGGCAAUGCAAUAAUGAAAGCUACUGGUUGUGAUUCAUUCAAUUUGGUGGUCAAUAAUGGUGAAGCUGCUGGCCAAGUUAUAUUUCAUACGCACAUGCACAUUAUCCCUCGCAAGAACUGUGACGGCUUAUGGAGUACCGAGUUCCACAGAGUUUGAGGCGGUGCCCCCUGAACUUUGACCAGAAAUCUGCUCAAUUUGUUGAUCAUGUGCGAGAGCAGUUAUCAGACAUUUUUGAAGAUCGCAAGGGGCAAGAAUCAAAUCCCUCUUGAAUAGGGUGUGAGCAGUAAGCUAUUAUGGUAAUGUGCUCAUUCUAUGAGACUGUAUCAUAUUACGUAUAAUUGUACAUUCUGUUGAGCAAGGACUUGAAUGGUCAAUCUCGUCUAUAAUGUCACCCUUCUUGAGAAGUUGCUUGUUCUCAAUAUCUAAGCGAAGACUGAAGUCUACAAUUAUCUGAGAGUGUUGGGUGGAUUAGUUUAGCAUUUUGUGCAACUGUGGAGGGUUUGGAAAAAAUAUCUGAAAUCUGAAAUCCCUCCUUUCAAUACCAUGACGGCGCCUUGCCCGUCGUUGGUGAAGCUUCUAUCAAAUUCCCAUUGCUGUUACUUAUCCUAUGUCCAUGCUUUGCAACAUCAGCUAAUUUUGUU